UAGGCCGGUAUGGGAUAUCCUCGCUUGUCAUUUCCCACACAAGACAACAGCAAAUACUCCGCGAGCCCAUAUCUUCAAUCAGAGGCCAAUGGAGGUCCUCAGAGAUGCGGCAUUAGAAGACAAAGCAUUGAGUGUAGCCACUUCGGGCGAAUACAUGAUGCAUACGACCUGGCAAUGUUCGCUUGCAGGGGAAGAAAUCGCUCGGUUGUACUCCUGGGGAAAUGACCACCAGCAAAAAGGAGAUUAUCAAAGGGCAAGCCCUUGCUCGAUGACUGAUGUACCUCAAAGCGUCCUAGAGCCCAUCUUGGUGGAAGCAGCAACCGAAUCAGGUGCCGAGUUCCGGUUCAAUACUGAAUUUGUGGCUCAAGAGCCCAUCGACGGUGGGCGAAUCAGAGCAACUGUGCGCAAUCGAGCUUCCGGUGACAAGUUUCAUGUUCUUUCUCGAUAUCUUCUUGGUUGCGACGGAGCGAGAAGUGCCGUUUUUGCCAGUACCGGCAUCCCUAUCAUUGGAAAGCAACUCAACAAUGCUUUCAACGUCCACAUCGAAUCAGAUCUCUCCAACUACUUCAAAGCUCGUCCCGGCGGCUUGAGUUAG
Molecule: messenger RNA, 595 nt
Organism: Exophiala oligosperma
Lineage: Eukaryota; Fungi; Ascomycota; Eurotiomycetes; Chaetothyriales; Herpotrichiellaceae
Exons: 1
Coding region: 89-595 (168 amino acids)
Molecular function (GO): FAD binding
Source: RefSeq, a predicted model, not a curated record